UAGAGAGGCAACAAAAAGUUAACAAGAUUUUGCAAUGUGCAAUGCAUCAACCAGCUAAUCCUCGUCCACGCCUUUCACGGCUUCUCCCAGUUCAGAUUCUUCUAGCAGAAAUAGCAAUGGUGGAAGAAGAGAUAAGUUGCUUAGAGAGAAAAGUUGACGAGUUAAGCUUAUGUAUGCAUCAAGAGAAGAAACAAAUCCAAGAAUGGAAAUUAAAUCAAAAGCAUAGGUACCGUAAAUGCAACCAAGGGAGACAAAAUGGACUAGUCGAUUUCAAAAGUCGAAAAAAGCCGAGAGAGAGAAGAGCUUCACUUGGUUCUGCUUCAGAUAUCAAGUCUUUAUCGUCACCAAGAAGUUCUUUGUGUAAUGAGGUAAACAAUGAGAAGCCUAACCGGAUCUCUGAAGAACUGAUCAAAUGCUUGAUAAGAAUCUUCCUUAGAAUGAACCGUCCAUUUACUGAGGAGCCCGACUGCCAAGAAUCAGCUAUUUUACCGAAGCGUGUUGUCUCCUGCAUGAGUACUAAAGGACUUGUAUCUAAGACCUCGUUCAGCUGUAAACCACCCAUGUUUCCUCUCGACGAUAGGAGAUCAAUGCUUGAUCCUUAUGGUGUAUUGCCUGAUUUUGAUCGCACUUCCAGAGAUGUUGGUCCAUAUAAGACCUUCAUCCAAAUCACGCGAACCUCGUUCAGUAUGAACCAUGUCUCAGAGUGCUAUCAAGAAAUAACAAAUUUAAGGGUUUUGGUUCAUAAACUUUCUACUGUGGACUUAAGUUUCUUGACGGAUAAGCAGAAGUUAGCGUUCUGGAUCAAUAUAUAUAACGCCUGUAUAAUGCAUGCAUUUCUCCAACAUGGGCUACCUUCAACGGCAGCAGACAAAUUUCUAUCUCUAAUGAACAAGGCUGCAUUGAAUGUGGGUGGGAUAGUUUUAAAUGCUCUUGCCAUAGAGCAUUUUAUUCUGAGGCAUCCUACUGAAUCCCAUCAUAAUGGUGAUACAAAUGAAAACGAGGCGAGGCUGCGUCAAACAUAUGGUCUUAGGUAUCCCGAACCUGAUGUCACAUUCGCCCUUUGUCGAGGCAGUUGGUCUUCACCAGCAGUAAGUGAAACAAAUCUCUACUGAUGUCAAUAGUAUGCAAUCAUCUCUCUGCAGCUGGUUUAGCAUUUGACGUGUACAAUUAUCUAUCUGCAGCUGAGAAUUUAUACAGAAGAUGUAGUGAAUGAACUAGGAAGAGCAAAAACAGAGUAUUUGCAAGCUUCUAUCGGAGUUACAAGCAGAAAAAGAAUUAUUGUGCCCAAGCUUCUUCACUGGUACAUGCAAGAUUUUGC
Papaver somniferum (opium poppy) is the source of this 1318-nucleotide messenger RNA. RefSeq lists its product as uncharacterized. Bases 42 to 1112 code for a protein of 356 amino acids. Lineage: Eukaryota; Viridiplantae; Streptophyta; Magnoliopsida; Ranunculales; Papaveraceae. The transcript has 6 exons. The record is from RefSeq and is a predicted model, not a curated record.